Molecule: messenger RNA, 1132 nt
Organism: Acanthochromis polyacanthus (spiny chromis)
Lineage: Eukaryota; Metazoa; Chordata; Actinopteri; Pomacentridae
Product: SH2 domain-containing protein 1A-like
Exons: 4
Coding region: 47-469 (140 amino acids)
Source: RefSeq, a predicted model, not a curated record
CACACUCAUCUGCUGCUGCAGUCUGCUGCGCUUUCACACAGCUCAAAUGGGCGCCUGCCUCCCAGGCAUCAUGGACAGGGAAGGGGUUCUGGUUCAGUCCAUUUACUUUGGCAGGAUUGGAAGUGAAGCCACGGAGAGGCUGCUGGAGAGGUUUGGACACGACGGCAGCUUUCUGCUAAGAGACAGCGAGACGGUUCAGGGGGCCUUCUGUCUGUGUGUGAGGAAAACACCGUUCGUGCACACCUACAGGCUCGUACACUCCGCCGACGGCUGGUGUCUCCAGGAUUUGAGAGUCAGACCACAAAAAUUUAGGACCCUGGAAACACUGAUACAGACCUACAGAAGAUCUACCGCCUCUGAUGUUGGUAUCGUCCCCUUCACAGACCCACUGGACAAAACACAACUACAGAACAACCCGGAGUUUGUCUACAUGGAGUUGAGCAGCGGCAGCAGCAGCUCUGUGUGCUGAUUUCUUCCCAUCUUCAGACUGAUGCUGUUAAUCAGACAGGAAAGAGGACAACAGAAUCAUGCAGACACUGUCUAGCAACUUCCGGAGACUUCAAAGUCAUUGAAAAAUGUUUAAAUUUAGCUUAGGUGAGAGUUUCUUAGUUAAUGCUGUGUAAAUAUAACGCACACUAUUUCUGGUUUUAUUUUCAGCAGACUUCUAUAUGUGAUCCGUUACUGUCUUUAUUUGUUCGUGACGACGACUGCACCAGCACCAACACCUUCCUUUCUUAGAAGCUCAGUCUGAGUCUUGUGCAUAAUAACUGUGUGUGUUCUGAUGUUUCACCAUAUUUGGGUCAAGACAGCUGAUGUUUGGGGUUUUUAUGUCAUUAUGGGGAAGUCACUGUUGUGUAGAGGCUGUGUGGUUUAUCUGUAUGUUUUGACACCAUGAACCAAAAUGGCCUCAGGCUGUAACAACACAGAACAUGUAGCAUCACAGAGAAGGCAGAUCAUUCAAACUACUGUGGCCAAACUUCUUUCACCAAUUCAACUUUAUUAAUUCAUUUUUCCAAGACAUGUCUCUUCUGAGACUGACGAUAUCAAAUCUACACGAUGAUGUUCAGAUCUGUCCAUGAACUCAAAUCUCUGGUAUCAACUGUGAAAGAAUAAAAGAUAAAGGUUGAAGUAA